CAGAUUCGUUAUCUGUAAAUUGGAAUGCAUUUUGUUUAUUAAAAAAUAAAAAUAGGCAUACACAUCUAAAAUUUUAAUACCUAUUUACUUGUUAGUAAAUACAUAUAAAGUGACAAAAUAAUACCAAAUUUUGACUUUUGAGAUGAUCAUUGAUUAUGUUGACAGGACAAUUAGUGCUCUAAAAGAAUUUUAAAUUGUAUUAUUUUUGUUUAUAACGUAAUCAUUGUGUAAACCUGUAGCAAUUAUGAAUUCAUUGGUUGCUGAUUAUGGCAGUGAAUCUGAUUCAGACUCUUCUAUUAGAAAUUGUGAUCAGUUACAAUAUCAAGAAGAAAAGGAAAUUGAGAACAAGAAGUCUGCUGAUGAAAAUAAGUUGCCACCACCAAGAUUUAAAGAAACUGGUAUUAUAAACGAGUCUGUAUUUAGGAAUCCUUAUUUAGAAGCAGAGCGUGCUAAAAGUGCAAUUUUAGAAAAACAUGUUAAAAUGGUACCUUCUAAGGAUAACUUAAAAACUGUUAAUGGAAAAAACAUUUGCUGGAUGAAUAAAAAAGGCCGUUGUCGUUUUGGUAAUAAAUGUAAAUAUGCUCAUGAUUCUGAGCUUGUAAAUAAUCUAAAUGUAGUGGAAAAUACAACUAAUGAUACACCCACAAGUCAAAUGUCUUCAAAAAAAAGAAAAAAACCUGGGCUGACGCAGGGCUUGAUACCGGGUAAGAAAGUAUUAAAGAUGUUUAAAAAAACAGAAAAUCAAUUUCAAAGACAAACAUAAGGAUAAAAACUUGUAUAUGUUAGACCUAAAUGUAAAUUUUAAUUUAUAUUGUUUCAAUGAAUACUGUAUAAUAAUUAGUACUGCUAUUUCAUAUUUUUGUUUGCUAUAAUAAUGUUAACAGAUGCACCAUUUUUUUAUAUUAAAAAAAAAACUUGCUUAGCUUUAAGAUCAAUUAUUAUUAUAUUUAUAGAAAUUUUAUUGAAAUAGUUUUUGUGUUUUUAUAUUUUUUUUAGUGUGUGCAAACCAAUAUAAUAUGA
This is a messenger RNA of Adelges cooleyi (spruce gall adelgid), 1020 nucleotides long. RefSeq lists its product as uncharacterized. Gene Ontology annotation, molecular function: metal ion binding. Bases 245 to 763 code for a protein of 172 amino acids. Lineage: Eukaryota; Metazoa; Arthropoda; Insecta; Hemiptera; Adelgidae. The record is from RefSeq and is a predicted model, not a curated record. The transcript has 2 exons.